Molecule: messenger RNA, 1443 nt
Organism: Carlito syrichta (Philippine tarsier)
Lineage: Eukaryota; Metazoa; Chordata; Mammalia; Primates; Tarsiidae
Product: solute carrier family 7 member 13-like
Exons: 5
Coding region: 1-1443 (480 amino acids)
Biological process (GO): amino acid transmembrane transport
Cellular component (GO): membrane
Molecular function (GO): L-amino acid transmembrane transporter activity
Source: RefSeq, a predicted model, not a curated record
AUGGAUAAAGACAAGAAAAUACAGCUCAAGAGAGUCUUUGGAUAUUACUGGGGAACAAGUUUUUUAAUUGUUAAUAUAAUUGGUGCAGGAAUUUUUGUGUCUCCCAAAGGGGUGCUGGCAUACUCCUGCAUGAAUGUGGGACUCUCCCUGUGUAUUUGGGUUGUCUGUGCCAUAUUGUCCAUGAUGACAACUCUCUGCUUUGCAGAGAUAGGUAUAAGCUUUCCAUGCAGCGGAGCUCACUAUUAUUUUCUCAAGAGAUGCUUUGGCUCCUCCAUCGCUUUCCUGUAUCUCUGGACAUCCUUGUUUCUGUGGCCAGCGAUAGCUGCUAGCCAAGCACUACUCCCCGAGUACAGCAUCCAGCCUUUUUACCACAGCUGCUCUACUCCAAAGUUGCCAAAGAAAUGUCUGGCACUGGCCUUGUUGUGGACUGUGGGAAUUCUGAAAGUUCGUGGUGUGAAAGAGGUGACUUGGCUUCAGAUAGCUAGCACAAUGCUGAAAAUAUCAAUACUUAGCUUCAUUUCCCUAAGUGGCGUGGUACUGCUGGUGAGAGGGAGAAAGGAGAGUCUAGAACGAUUUAAGAAUGCGUUUGAUGGUGAAUUUCCAGAUGCCUCCCAGUUUAUAGAAGCUAUCUUCCAAGGAUAUUUUACCUAUUCAGGAGGGGGAUGCUUUACAUUUAUAGCAGGGGAGCUGAAGAAACCCAAAAAGACAAUUCCCAAAAUCAUAUUUACUGGGUUACUUCUGGUGACUAUUGUUUAUUUACUGGUUAACAUUUCCUACUUUACUGUUCUGAUACCCAGGGAAAUUCUCUCUUCAGAUGCUGUGGCUGUCACAUGGGUAGAUCGAUUUAUCCCUUCAUUAGCAUGGGCUAUGCCUUUUGCUAUUUCUGCCUCAUUAUUUAGCAACCUCCUGGUUAAUGUAUUGGAAUCAUCAAGAAUCAUACAUAUUGUAAGCCAACAAGGCCAGCUGCCUUUGCUAUUUUAUACCCUUAAUAGUCACUCCUCUCCAUUAAUACCUGUGCUACUGCUCAUCACUAUGGGAUCUCUUGCGAUUGUCCUAACAAACCUAAUUAAUUUGAUAAACUAUCUUUUCUUUGUAAUUUCUUUUUGGUCUUUAUUAUUAAUGAUAGGAAUUCUAAAAUGGAGAUACCAGAAGCCCCAUCAACCUAUACCUUAUAAGGUGUUUUUGCCAUUUCCAUUGGCAACAAUGGCCAUCAACCUGUGCAUGGUUGUGAUACCAUUGGUAAAGUCUCCAAACAUGCAUUAUCUCUAUGUACUUCUCUUUGUUGUCAGUGAACUGCUGUUUUACAUACCCUUAAUACAUUUCAAAGCAAGAUUGGUUUGGUUUGAGAAGAUGACUUGCUAUUUACAAUUACUAUUUAAUAUUUGCCUCCCUGAUGUAUCUGAUGACCAGAUGUCAGAACUACAAACUAUGGAGAAAAGUUAG